This is a messenger RNA of Mytilus californianus (California mussel), 295 nucleotides long. RefSeq lists its product as uncharacterized. The transcript is spliced from 3 exons. Lineage: Eukaryota; Metazoa; Mollusca; Bivalvia; Mytilida; Mytilidae. Gene Ontology annotation, molecular function: acyltransferase activity, transferring groups other than amino-acyl groups. Bases 11 to 295 code for a protein of 94 amino acids. The record is from RefSeq and is a predicted model, not a curated record.
AUGCUUAGAUAUGGCAACAGUAGAGAAGAAUGUUCCUGUCGGUUAUUGCUAUAUUGAAGCUAUAUGUGUCGAUGACAAAUUUAGAGGGAAAGGAAUUGGCAAAGUACUCAUGGACGUUGUUGAAACAGAUGCAAGAAAGCAAAAUUGUAAAACUAUGUACCUAUUGGUGGUAUCAACAAAUCGAGCACUGAAUUUAUACUCUCGUCAAGGAUAUGUUAUUACAGAAAAUAAAUCUUGUUGUUUGAAAUGCAUGAUAGGUGAAAAGAAAGCGUCCAGAAUGGAUAAACAAUUGUGA